AUGUCUGCGAGUUCUUUCCACGUAGCCAUCGUUGGAGGCGGUCUCUGCGGCAUUGCCCUCGCAAUCGCUCUAAAGAAACGCAAUGUUUCCUUCACGCUUUACGAAUCGAGAUCAUCCUUCACCGAGAUUGGAGCAGGCCUCAACUUGGGCCCCAAUGGGCUGCGGGCCCUUCAAGCAAUUGAGCCUUCCCUACGUGAUAAGAUCUUUGCCCUAGCCACGCGGAAUCAAUCGCCUGAGGAGGAUACCUGGAUGUGGUUCAAGUAUGGGGCUGCUUCUGGGGAUCAUCAAGAUGGCGAGACGUUCAUGAAAAUCAUGGCGCCGCCGACUGGUAACACAACGCUUCAUCGACAGGAAUUUCUGCAGGCUUUGGCGGAUGAGAUGGGCGAGGAACAUGCAAAAUUCAACAAGAAGCUCUUGGCAUAUGAGCAUCAAGACAAUGGCGUUCUCUUCAAAUUUGCGGAUGGUACUGAAGGAUCUGCGAGCAUCCUUGUAGGGUGCGAUGGAAUCCACUCUCGUGUGCGGACGGCUAUGCUUGGCCGUGACAGCUCCCUGAGCAAGGCGCAUUACAACCAAGACGGCGCUUAUCGAGCUGUAAUAGCCAUGGAGAAAGCAUUGGAGGCCUGGGGCGAAGACGCUCGUAAAUCACAAGUAUCGCUUGGACCGAAUGGAUACUUCAUUUAUUACCCCGUCAGUGGAGGCAAAGCCGUCAACUGCGGUGCUUGGUGCCGCAAAGAAGGUACCUGGGACCAAGAUGAGUGGGUCCUGCCAAAUCAGGGUGAUCAGCUGUUUCGAGAGGAUUACAAUGAUUGGGGACCUCGGAUACAGAAGAUGUUGAGAUUGUUCCCGGAGGAUCCCUCAUUUUGGGCGGCGCAUCAGCAUCUUCGACAACCGGAAAGUUUUACGGACGGCCGUACGAUCUUGAUAGGAGAUGCCGCACAUGCGAUGCCGCCACAUCAAGGUGCGGGCGCUUCUCAAGCUGUAGAAGACGCUUAUGUCACUGCCGAAGUUCUUGGACAACUUCAGAGGGACUGUGGUUCGUCUCUCACAGAGGAAGCCAUCAAUGCUGCCCUACUAGCAAUUGAAAAUGUCCGGAAGCCGCGUUUCAGCAAAGUCCAGGAAUACAGUACCUCCUCGGGCCCAUUGUGGUAUUCGUUCUUUGAACAAAGACUUGAAGGUGAAGCGCUGGAAGAUUGGAUCCGUGAAGUAAAAGAACAGCUGCUAGAGAUUUGGGAUGUCGACAUCGUGAGUGAAGCUAAGAUCGCCAGACAUAUCUUGAAGAAGAAACUUGAUAAGGGAUCUACGCAGACGAGCGCUCUUUGA
Messenger RNA from Lecanosticta acicola, 1320 nucleotides. The record is from the annotation of a GenBank genome assembly. Lineage: Eukaryota; Fungi; Ascomycota; Dothideomycetes; Mycosphaerellales; Mycosphaerellaceae.